This is a messenger RNA of Hibiscus syriacus, 2004 nucleotides long. RefSeq lists its product as uncharacterized. The transcript has 6 exons. Gene Ontology annotation, molecular function: zinc ion binding; nucleic acid binding. The record is from RefSeq and is a predicted model, not a curated record. NCBI's taxonomy places the organism in Eukaryota, Viridiplantae, Streptophyta, Magnoliopsida, Malvales, Malvaceae. Bases 1 to 2004 code for a protein of 667 amino acids.
AUGCCCCUCAAAAUGCUGCCAUGGUAUUGGGCCGGCCAUGGUCUUUCCACUCAACGUCCUACCAGUAAAACUGAUGCCCCUACAUGUUGCUCUGGGCCGUCGCCCAUCUAUCACAUGUAUGGGGCCGGCCCUGCAUGGACUAUUGAUUUCUCGCCUACACAACCCCAUCCGAGCAAAUUUAUUGCUUGGAUUCGUCUUCCUGACUUGCCCGUCACCCUGUAUAAACGCAGUAUGAUUACAGCGAUUGGAGAAAACAUUGACUUGGUUAUCAGAAUAGACUACCAAACGGGUAGCGGGAGGAGACGCCGUUUCGCUCGUAUGGCUGUAAGUGUGGAUUUGAAUAAACCUUUAAUUUCCAAAAUUAUUGUUAAUGGUCGAACACAGAUAAUCGAAUAUGAAUCUGUGCCUAUUGUCUGCUUCAAUUGUGGCACUUAUGGUCAUUCUUCGAAUUCUUGUCCGAAAAACAUGGUGGCAACCGAGGAAGCUCCAACUACAAAGAAUGAACCCCCACAACCGAUUGCUGAGGAAUCCAAAUACGGUCCAUGGAUGUUGGUCGAAAAGCGUCAGUGUAAACCAGUUAGGAAAAUUGAUAAUCAAGCCAUAACCCAUAAAUUAGCUACAACAAAGCGGUCUAGAUUUAGUCCAGUCGCUGUCCAAGAAGAUUCAGAACCAUCACAGGAUGCACCAACUGAUUUGGGUAGAAGACAAAACAAUGAAAAUACUAAUGACAAUUUGGCAGAACACCCCAGUAUGAACAAUAAAGGCAAGGACAAGCUCGUUGAACCCUCUAAAAAUGAAAACUUGGACCCAAACAUCCCUGUCCCAAAUAAUAGUGGAAUGCUCAUUGAUGAUCCCACCAGUGAAGGAUAUUCAGGGGAACCGCCAGACCCGAGAAACUCAAACUGUGACCCUUUUAAAAUUGGACGUGUUGACUCUUCGAAAACCCAAUUGGAUUCUAUGGAGAUUGCAAAUGAAGAUAAUUUUGACGAGGGGCUUGAAACUCCCAUUAUAUCAGGGACAAUAAGCCUGACAUCGUUGGUUUUGUGGAACCCCGUAUCAGUGGCUCUCGGGCAGACGCCGUUAUUGCGGCUUUGGGCUUUCCCAACUCCCAUCGAGUUGAAGCGGCUGGCUUUUCGGGAGGCAUUUGAUUAUCCCAAAUGCCACAAAAAGACUAGUUUUUGGACGCAUUUGCGUAGUUUAGCCUCUCAAAUUCAGGCUCCUUGGAUCCUGCCUGGUGACUUCAAUGCCACCCUUGUUAUUGUCGAUCGAAAAGGUGGGUUUGGUUCUUCACACCCUUGCAAGUACUUUCAGGAUUUCCUCGUGGAUUUUGAUCUCCGGGAUAUGGGUUUCCACGACCCCCCUUGGACUUGUGGUCUCACUCAUGCUCGUCUUGAUAGAGCUCUCUGCAAUAACUAUUGGGAUGAUCUUUUUCUGGAAUCUAUUGGUAAUCUUCCGAAAAGCACCAAUCCUACUCAUUUCAAGUACUUGUCUAGUUGGCAUUUGCAUGAUGAUUUCCAUCGUAUGGUCCAAGACAAUUGGACGGAUAUGGGCAAUCCCACUGAAACUAUAGCUAAAUUCUCUAAAGAGGCAGAAUUUUGGAACAAAUCUGUUUUUGGUUACAUCAGAUCCCAGAAAAGAAGGGUCAUGGCUCGUCUCCGUGGUGUCCAAAAGGCCUUACAAAUCCGCAACUCUUCUUUCCUCCAUAAUCUGGAAAUUUCUCUCUUAUCUGAUUUGGAGUCUCUUCUUGACCAAGAGGGACUUUUAUCGCCAUCGCAUUUUGUGCGGCUGUUCUCGGUCCAUGACCCCCAUGAAGACUCUUUUCCGUGCCGUGGGAAAUUUCCUUUAAUCCCGUCGACAACUUGGACAGCCUUGGAUGCUACUCCUUCUUCAGACGAAAUUCGCUCUGCUUUAAAUGAUAUGGCCCCCUUGAAGGCUCCGGGUUAUGAUGGAUUGCAUGCCGAUUUUUUUCAAAAGCAGUGGUCAAUAGUUGGGAACUCUAUUUGA